AUGGUGCGUUGAAGCCGCAAAAUUACUGUUCAAUAAAUUUUAUCAGUUUUGGACUUGUUCAUGAAAAAAUUUUCGAUGUUUUUCUUGGAAAAUCUUGAAAAAUAGUGCUUUGAGUGAAGGAAUUAGUUUCAAAACAUUUAAGAAAAGAUUUUCACCUGAAGAGGACAUGGGCGUUCUUCCACAACAAUCUUCUGUUUCUGGGAAAAUUCUCGGUAAGGGACAUCUUGUGAAAUUGUGUAGCUUUACUAGAUAUUUCCAGUUUUUUCGAAGUAACUCAGUUUGAACAACCAUUUUUCGAAUUUUAUGAUUAUCAGCUUUCUUUCAGGAUGUGAUCUCGGUUUUAAGCUUAUCGGUUAUAUCGACUUAUCUACCGUGCAGAACCUAACAAUUUUUACUUUCCACGCGGGAUCCCCAAGGAGCUGUGCUUCAAUUUGCAAGUUUGGUUCUAAGCGGCAGGUAAGGUUCUCUUUUUUCCUUUGCUGUGAAAAUUGAGCGUUGAUCUGGAUUUUCGAAAGAAAAUUAUGAAAAAUAAAAUUAAAGAAACUUUCAUACCUUCAUGGAGCCAUGUUUUGCAUUGAUAAUAUGAAAAUUUGAUAAAAAAAAGUAAAAUCUUUUGAAAAUUAAAUAAUAAUUCCACUUUCAAGUAAUCACACUUUUCAGUUAUUCUGCGAAGCGUUUGUGUACCUUCAAGGUUCUUCAAGAAAAGCUACAGAUGACUGUUAUCUUCUCUCUUCCGCGCCAGAGAAGUCACUGGAAACUCAGAAUAACAAUGAAAUUUACUCAAAAUGUUGAUCUUAUAAUGAUAUUUUAUCCACAGAUUAGUGUGAAAACCUAACAAGUUUCCUUCAAUCUAAAAUUUUGAUUAAAUAUAUUUGUUCUGAAAAAUAUGAAAAUAGUCGUGAAAAGUUUUUUUUUUCCUCCUUCAUCCUCCCUUUUUUAGGACUCGUUCUGAUAAUUUAUCGUCACGAAUUUGAUGAAAAAAAUCAAAAAUUAUUCAAGUUCACAGAGAUCUGUGCUAUGUCAAUGUUUAUAAAUCAAGCCGGUUUCAAGUAUAUCCGACUUAAUAAAAUUGAUCAAAAAGUUUGCUUUCUUAACCCGAAAAAAGGAAAGAUUGAGAAAAAAUGCGCUCCAUGGAAAAUUUUCCUCAUCGAUGUCCUUGUUGUUUUUGACGACUGAAACUUUUAAAGUAUGGCAGCACUGUUGAAAGGUUUAUUCAAUAAAAUAUCGAACCCGAGAAGCAAACAAGUGAAGGUUGGUCUUUAUCAUUCGACUCUAUUUUGAUGGUUCUUGUUUUCAGUUUUUACUGUUUGCAUAGAUUCGAAUUCUUUUUUUUUAUGUUCAUCUUUAUUAUUUUGUAGAAAAAAAAAUUAUCAAAAGCUCUCAAUUGAAAGUUUACUUUUUGUGUGAAAAAAAUUUAUGUCAUUCACAAACUUAAAACGACUAUUUUGAAAAACAGCUCUGAACUUUAUUUUUUUCAGCAAUUCGAACAGCUGGAAGAUGCAGAAAACGUCAUCAUCGAUUCUUUGGCACUUCGUUGUCCGAUUUGUUACGCCGUCUACCUCGACGUUCCGUUGAACUUAUACUGCGGACACACGUUCUGCCAAAGCUGUCUCGAAGCCAUCGUUCGCCGUGAAAAUAACGGCAUCAGAGCCAGAGAGAAGGUCAGAAUUUUUACUUUAGGGCUUCAAUUUUUUUGAUGUGUGGAUCAUAUUUCAAAACGAUCGCUAUAUUUUGAGCAGUCUGUCAAAAAUCAUUUUUUUUUCAGCCCGUGUAUCAAAAUCUGUUCCGGAAAAAAUGUUCACAGUUUCGUUUUCGCCUAUCACACUAACUUUUUCUUUUUUUCAGAAUCUCGCAUGUCCUCUGUGCAGAGAAGCAUGCUGUUUGAAGACCGCUGUGAAGAAUUAUGUCGUGCGCGAUAUUCUCGACAGUCUUGGAGCUUUGUCAGCCACGCCAGAAAUCACGGACAAAAUUGCCGAAACCACCGCUAAAAUACAUGUGAGCUUUUCUUUCUUUUUCUAGGGAGUUUCGAUUUCAGAAUGAACGUCUGCGCGAGAAAGUCAAAAAAUUGGAAGGCACAAUCAAUUAUUUGCGCCAAGAAAUCGAGGAAGAAAAGCAACGCAGAGGCGGCAACUACAUCGCGAUCGCACUUUUCGCAACCUGCGUCUCGGCGAUUCUUUCCGCCAUUUUCCGUUAA
This is a messenger RNA of Caenorhabditis auriculariae, 2194 nucleotides long. The record is from the annotation of a GenBank genome assembly. NCBI's taxonomy places the organism in Eukaryota, Metazoa, Nematoda, Chromadorea, Rhabditida, Rhabditidae.